UUAUCUAGGACCUCCCUCAGCUAAGAGUGUCAGGGAAGUGUAGCCCUAGAGCAGUUACCCUCAGGGAACUACAGUCAUAAUAAAAAGGCCAGCUCAUUGAGCACUUAUUGAUACAGAUUUAGGGUGAUUUACACUGAUACUCCUCAUCAGAUACGCUCAGUAUUGUUCCCUCCUAAAAUUCUGCAAUGGCCGAGGUUACAAAGAUUGCACACCUAUCAGGAGAAUGGGAGAAUGAGCUGGGGUCUAUAAUGACUCUAACGUUUGAGCCAACCAAUUCGGCGCUCAGUGGGACGUAUAAAUCAAAUGUGGGAGAACAUCCGCAUGUCACCAAAGAACUCAAUGAACCAUUGGUGGGCUUCUACAACAUAAAGGAACCACAAAUGCCAACCAUCGCCUUCUGCAUUUCAUGGGGAAUUAUUGGGUCCUGUUCCGCUUUCACGGGGCAGUAUUUCAAUGAGAAUAACCAAGAGAUGAUUAAAACCACCUGGAUCCUGCGGUCGUCAGAGCCAUCUCGCGUUCAAGACUGGGAGGCCACAAGAGUUGGAACUGAUAUAUUCUUUAGGGUUGCUAAAUAAGGAACAAAAGAAGAGGGACAAAAGAAGAAAUUCAUGAAAUGUGACAGCACCGAAUUAAAUCAUUAAGGAAAUAAACAUAUUUUAACUGAA
Molecule: messenger RNA, 665 nt
Organism: Oncorhynchus keta (chum salmon)
Lineage: Eukaryota; Metazoa; Chordata; Actinopteri; Salmoniformes; Salmonidae
Product: avidin-related protein 4/5-like
Exons: 5
Coding region: 186-575 (129 amino acids)
Molecular function (GO): biotin binding
Source: RefSeq, a predicted model, not a curated record